GUGUCGUGGUGCUGGGUGUGUCUGGGGUCCGCAGCGGCUCGCGCCUGUCAGGACGGAUAGAGGAGAGUGAGAGACACCGGGAGGAGAACCGGGGAGAGCGGGAGACAGUAGCAGGCGUUUUCCAUCAUAAAAUCCAAGAAGAUAAAAAUAGUGAAUAUUCCAGCUGAUCUUGUCCUGCGUCCCUAAUACAAAACAAAACAAAACCAUGUCUGGCACUUAUGAUGAUUCUGUUGGAGUUGAAGUAUCCAGUGACAGCUUCUGGGAGAUUGGUAAUUACAAGCGCGCAGUAAGGCGGAUAGAUGAUGGCCACAGGCUUUGCAAUGAUCUGAUGAAUUGUCUGCACGAGCGGGCGAGAAUUGAGAAGGUUUACGCCCAGCAGCUAACAGAAUGGUCAAAACGGUGGAAGCAACUUGUGGAAAAAGGGCCCCAGUACGGUACGGUGGAGAAGGCAUGGCACGCCCUCAUGACAGAAGCAGAGAAAGUUAGCGAACUCCAUCUAGAGGUGAAAAAUGCUUUGAUGAAUGAGGACUUUGAAAAAAUCAAGAAUUGGCAGAAAGAGACGUAUCACAAGCAGAUGAUGGGGGGCUUCAAGGAGACCAAAGAGGCAGAAGAUGGCUUCAGGAAAGCUCAGAAACCUUGGGCUAAAAAGCUUAAAGAGGUGGAAGCUUCUAAAAAGGUUUAUCAUGCUGCGUGUAAGGAGGAGAAACUCGCUACCUCCCGGGAAUCCAACAGCAAAGCUGAUCCGGCGCUCAACCCUGAGCAGCUGAAGAAGCUACAGGACAAGGUGGAAAGGAGCAAACAGGACGUUCAGAAGAGCAAAGAGAAGUAUGAGAAAUCACUGAAAGACUUGGAUAGUGCUACUCCUCAGUACAUGGAGAACAUGGAGCAAGUAUUUGAUCAGUGUCAGCAGUUUGAAGACAAACGCCUUCGUUUCUUCCGUGACGUACUCUUAGAAGUUGAAAAACACCUUGAUUUGUCAAACGUCGAAAGCUAUGCCAGUGUAUACAGGGACUUGGAAUACUCCAUUAAAGCAGCAGACGUGCUUGAGGAUUUGAAGUGGUUUAAUAGCAACCAUGGUCCAGGGAUGUCCAUGAACUGGCCACAGUUUGAGGACUGGUCAGCUGAUCUAAACCGCACACUUAGCAGAAGAGAAAGGAAAAAGCCUGGAGAGGGAGUAACGCUCACUGGUAUCAGCCAGGCAGGCGAUCAGUCGUCACAAAACAAACACAGCAGUCUUAUUGUCCCGCCAGUGCAACCAAGUCCCAAUCCCUUUGAGGAAGAGGAGGAGUCCGGAACUAUCAUUGUGAAGGAGGACAGUAAACCCAAAAAUGUUAGCAGUUAUGAAAAAAGUUAUCCUACUGAAUGGUCCGAUGAUGAGUCAAAUAAUCCGUUUGUUUCAAAUGAUACAAAUGGAGACACCAACCCAUUUGAGGACGAGGCCCCCAGUGGACUGGAGGUGCGAGUGAGAGCGCUGUAUGACUAUGAGGGGCAGGAACACGAUGAGCUGAGUUUUAAAGCCGGGGAAGAGUUGACUAAAAUAGAAGAUGAAGAUGAACAAGGCUGGUGCAAAGGUCGCCUGGAGGGAGGGCAGAUUGGCUUGUACCCUGCAAACUACGUGGAGCCUGUUCAGUGACAUCUGCACAAGUUUGGCCAGCAGGUCUCACUCUAUUCACUGGGAUCAGAUGUAUAAUAUGUUGUGUACAUAUUACAAUGUAGGAAUUCUGGCUGGACACUAGCAAUGACUCUGUAUGUUCAGCAAAACUGAUGAUCUAAACAUUUGAUUUUAGCCUUUUAGAAUUGCAUCUUUUUGUUUUUGUUUUUUUAAGUGUUCCCUUUCAAAGCCAAUCUUAGCAACAGGUCGAUGGACGUUCUUGCUUUGAAUAGGGGUUAAUUGCAAUUUAGUGCAAAGUUCAAACAUGCAGAUCAAAGAAACCACCUCUUGUGUUUUCUUGCUGGUUUUUUUAUAAAGUUGUUUUUGUUUUAUCAGCUGUUGGGGUGGAUGGUGCCUGGCAUAGAUCCUCUGUUCGCCUAUCCACCCAAUUUAAGUGACCUUUAAGGUGGAAUAUAUUUUUGUAAAGUGUUUGUCGAGACACAGUCUGUUUAUUUUUAUGCAAAUCUUGUCUUAUUUAAAGGUAUAGUAGAGAUGAUUAUUUUUGCCUUUUUUUUUUGCGUUUACUACUUAAAUAAAUUAUGAUCUUGAUUUAUCCUAUUGUUACCAUUAUAUUCUGUAUCCAAUUGCUGCCUGUCUGGUUCUAAAAUGAUAGCUUUGUAUUUAAUAAAAAUGUCUGUUACAAAAAUUGUGGCAGGACUGAAAGCAAAUGGCUUAUGGUAGAAUAAUAAAAUACUGUGUGUGAUUUGUAUUAAAGCACCAGUCUCACCUGACUAACAAUCUAGUAUCAUUCCACUUCUAUAUUUGUAUUUAUGGCGCAGAUACAAAAAGGUUCCAUUGUUAUGUCCCAAGUUUUCCAAGACUGAAUUAGCUGAGAUUGGGAACAAACCUCUAGUAAUUGGGGGGCUAAGUAAUUAUGCUCAGGACUGACCUUUUUUUUGCCACCAUUUUUUCCUUAAUAUUUGAUACCUUUCCUUGGAAAAUUAAUAAACGCAGAUUUCCAGACCUUAAUACUUUUAAGGGACAUUAGUUCUUUUUUUUUUUUUUUUUCUAAGAGUAUAUUUUUUUAUUUUUUAAAAAAGCUGUUCCUUUUUCAUAAAAAAAAGUAAAAAAAAUAAAUGAAACUAUCAUGCUUUUGGAGAAUGUCCCUAUGCACCAAUAGAACAGUGAUAGUUUCCCAUAUCACCCACCAAGCUUCUCUCCCAUGGGCCACUUGUACUCAAAAUAUACUUUAGAGGUUUAGCUUAACCUUUAAAGAUUUUUAUAUGUCCUUUCCCAGGUCUUGACAAAUCUAGAAGCCAGGGGACCAUCCACAGUUUCCAAAAUGUUGCUUCUGGCUCCUAUAUUAGCAGCCAGGGGACCUGACCCUACAUUGCAAAAUGUUGUUUCUGGGUCCCAUACUAGGGGCCAUGGGAUUAGCCACAGCUUCCAAAAGUUUUUUUCUGGCUCAAUAUUUUGUCCAUCUGUUAAGUUACAUAUGUAUGCUAUUUGAUAAUAAGUUUGAUGUCCCAGUGAUUCAUGGGUCUUAAUUCAAAAUAUUCCACAUUUGACUGUGUCACCCCCCCCUCCCCCUAUUGAGACUGGUGUGGUAAUGACAAACCUCAAAAAAGCUCUUUAGUGUUACUUGUUAUGUGAAAGGCUACAGAUGUGUUAAGGCUUUCUUAAAGAAAUUUCUACUGUUAAAUACCCCAAACAAUUUAUUUGGGGCUAUUGCUGUGCUGAAUUCCUGUAUGGAAAAUAUAUUUAUAAAUAAAGAUAUCUAUCAAAUCUGGGAUUGCAUAUGAGGAAAUCUUUGUGCAUGUUUUCACAUAGAUUUCCUGAACUUACCUGGAGACUGUUAAUGAUGAUAAAAUUCCUUCUAGUUUUCUUGUAACCUUCUCAAGUAUUCUGUAAUAAACAAAAGUAUUGUGAUGUAAUUUGGAAAUGGUCAGUUGUGCUAAACCCUUACUCAUGUAUAGGUAGUUGUAAACAACACUGUAAUGUCUUCCAUAUUGUUUAGUUUAUAGAGUAUAGAAAUGAGGGUAUCUACAGUCUGUUGUAUCCUUCAAAUGAUGCAGAAACCUUGUUACCUGGUAUGGUGGAUACCACAACCUCCGUCCUGUUAAUGCUGCGGCAAAGUUUAUUAGCCCAGCUUAGAACGUCUUAGCUGCAUGAUACCCUUACAACGCCUUGGUAGCAUAAUGUUACAGCUUUCUAUGGCAAAAAGGGUUAAUUAUCUCAUCAUGAAAAGAAAAGUAAAAAAAACACCACAGGGAUAUGUCUCAUGGAUGUAUAUUUUAUUCAGGAAGCUAAAUUGGUGAAUUUUCUAAAUGUUAAGAAAUCUUCUGCACCAACCAAUCCUGUUGCAUUUUCCCCCAAUAACAGUGCUUUUAUGCUGUAGCUAUAACAAGCAGACUGCAUGACAGUAGCCAAUCUCCUGGUUUAUAAUUAUUUAUGUAUUGUAAAUUGUAGAGCAUUUUAAACAUACUGAAUGGAAUUGUUGAAGAAAGUCUUUUCUGCAUAUUAUAGCACAAAUCGAUGUAAACAAAAUGGGGAUUGGGUUAACCAGAUAAGUUGUUUAAAAUUAUGACUUAGCUGUAACCUUAAUAAAAAAAAGCACAAAUAUAUUUUAUUGAGAAAUA
Bombina bombina (fire-bellied toad) is the source of this 4230-nucleotide messenger RNA. It is a transcript of the gene PACSIN2, whose product is annotated as protein kinase C and casein kinase substrate in neurons 2. The coding region runs from base 206 to 1633 and encodes 475 amino acids. Gene Ontology annotation, biological process: caveola assembly; plasma membrane tubulation; regulation of endocytosis. Lineage: Eukaryota; Metazoa; Chordata; Amphibia; Anura; Bombinatoridae. Gene Ontology annotation, molecular function: protein binding; phospholipid binding. The transcript is spliced from 11 exons. The record is from RefSeq and is a predicted model, not a curated record. Gene Ontology annotation, cellular component: plasma membrane; cytoplasm; endosome.